This is a messenger RNA of Anthonomus grandis grandis, 5328 nucleotides long. RefSeq names its product adenylyl cyclase 78C-like. Lineage: Eukaryota; Metazoa; Arthropoda; Insecta; Coleoptera; Curculionidae. The record is from RefSeq and is a predicted model, not a curated record. Gene Ontology annotation, molecular function: adenylate cyclase activity. Bases 314 to 5104 code for a protein of 1596 amino acids. Gene Ontology annotation, biological process: intracellular signal transduction; adenylate cyclase-activating G protein-coupled receptor signaling pathway; cAMP biosynthetic process. Gene Ontology annotation, cellular component: plasma membrane. The transcript is spliced from 25 exons.
ACGCGUUCGGUUUCAGCUUCAGCUCCCACUCGACCGUCCGUUGCUCAACUUCUCGCUAGUUGUGCUAACAUUUUCGCGCGGGAAAUUACAAAGUUUCGACGAGUUUAGAUUCGAGGUAAACCAGUUUUAGUGUCAUCUUUCUCUUAAGCUGAUGAAAGAUUCGUUAAUUUUAAGGAGAUUUUUCAGUUGGGAAUAUUGAGGUUUCUCCGAUAUGCCAAGAAGCAUUGCCGACUUAAAAGCAUCGCGAAAUACCGAUUUCGUGUCACACAUGUUCGACUCUAGUUUCACUCGAACUUAGGGUGGCGGAGGGUCGAUGGAUGAAAAAGAGCCCCCGGGAAGCCCUAAUGGAGGCGAAACUGUUGGGAAUAACAACAAGACCCAUAGCAAAGUACUGUGGGAAAAGGCGGUACGUUCGGUGUCAAGGGAACGUCGGAAAGCCAGACUUACCGCUAUAGCGUUAACGUUGGUGGACAAAACCAAGUUUCAAGACAUCGCUAUUACUCUCACCCCACCUUCUUCACCUAAAAGUUUUACCUCGAACAAUAUUAACGAGAACUGCAACAACUGGAAUAACGAAAAACACAGCAAUAAAUUAAACAAAGAGUCUCGGAUAGCAAUAGACCUCGAGGAUCCAUCGGAUCCUAAAAAACCCAAUGGACUUUACGAUGAUUGUUUCAGUCAGGACAGGGUGUAUUUGGACGAGACGAAUACGAAACCUGACCUCGCCUCGGUUUUUAAAAAAGGGCUCAUGUACAAAGGGAUCUACUGGCCUAGUCUGACCAACAGUUUCCAUUGUAAGCAUUUGGAAUUGGCGUACUUACGUUACUCGCAUCGGCAGAGGCAAAAAGCUUUGAUAAUCGUCAAUAUUGUGGAUCUCCUUUUGAAGGUUGCAUUGAUAAUAGUCUGGCCGAGCAACGAUCAACUCCUAAUUCUCUCAGACUACACAGACGAAAUCAUUUGGUCAGUUUGCUGCAUGUCCAUUAACAUUGCAGUAUGCGUCCUUGGAUGGUGGAGGUGUUUCGCUAACAACUACCUACACUGGGCAGCUGCUUGCACUUGGUUAUUGCUGACCAUUCAGAGUAUCGUUAGCGACGGCAUAGGAUUCGGAUUAAAAGAGAGUUUGGUAUGGUACGUUCUUUUCAUCGUGUUCGUAUCUUACGCGAUGUUACCGCUACCGCUCCGAUGGUGCAUCAUUGCCGGUUGCCUAUCUGCCCUCGGCCACGUCAUCCUGGUAUCCGUAAAGGUCUUUUAUUUGGGCAGCUAUGAGUUGGAAGAGGAGGACUCUUGCAAAAUAAAGCGGAUAUUCGCCAACGUUAUUCUGUACAGUUGCGUAAACUUCGCCGGUAUGUACACGAAAUACUUGACCGACCGCAGUCAGCGGAAGGCAUUUCUGGAAACCCACCGGUCUAUGGAAAUGCGAUACCGCACUCAAGCGGAAAAUGACAAACAGGAGAAACUACUUUUGUCAGUUCUACCAGACUUCGUGGCAAAAGAAAUGAUAAGAGACAUCGAACGUGAGGAACGCGGAGGUCACUUCCAACCGCACCAGUUCCACAAGAUCUACAUCCACCGGUACGAAAACGUGAGCAUCUUGUUCGCUGAUAUUAAGGGAUUUACCGUCUUAGCCACUAAAUGCACCGCACAGGAAUUGGUCAAGAUUUUAAACGAACUAUUCGCUCGAUUCGACAAACUGGCAGCGGAAAACCACUGCUUAAGAAUAAAACUUCUCGGAGAUUGUUAUUACUGCGUAUCGGGCUUACCAGUGCCGAGGACUGACCAUGCUCACUGUUGCGUAGAGAUGGGCCUACACAUGAUCAAAGCCAUUAAAGACACCAGACAUAAGACUCAGGUGGCAGACUUGGACAUGAGAAUAGGCAUCCAUUCCGGUUCGGUACUAUGCGGGGUCCUCGGUCUCCGAAAGUGGCAGUUUGACAUUUGGUCCUACGACGUCCGCCUGGCGAACCACAUGGAGUCUGGAGGAAAACCCGGACAAGUCCACAUAUCGGAGGCGACCUUUCAAUGCUUGAACGGGGCCUACGAAGUGGAACCAGGCAAUGGCCAAGAACGAGAUUCGUAUCUGAAGGAGCAUAACGUCACCACUUAUUUGAUAAAGCAAUGCGAGCCGAUGUUGCUUCGAAGGAGGCUGGCGUCCAGACCAAGCAUAUUCUCAAACAAACUGUGGCCGGAAGAAGAGAUCAUAAACAGCAACGUAAGUACGCCAAAGUCACCGAAAACGCCCAGUUUCCCGUCACGGACACCCUCGAGGGAGAGGAGCGACAGCGGUAUCCAACAUAGCGGCAUCGAAGACGAGAACACCACCGACUGGACGCCGGAAAUACCGUUCGAAAACCUUCACAGAUCGAUAUCGGCAGACCUGGACGAAACAUUGGAGCCAAAGGGUAAACAGAAGUACGAACUGAACGCGCCUAAGAAGGUGGUCAUCGAGCAGGUCGACGACAUUAUCGAUCAUAGCAUUGAGAUCGAGAGUAACAAAAGGAUGCGGAGUGCCAACGUUAAUCCUUGGACCCUUAGGUUCAUCGAUAAGGAUAUGGAGUGGCAAUUCAGUCAGCUACGAGAAGACAUGUUCAAGUCCAACAUGCUUUGCUGCUACAUCAUAUGGUUGUUCAUCGUCAUUACCCAGCUGGUAAUCACCUUGUCUCCGCUAGUAAUCUGGCUUCUAACAAUAGUGACCCUAAUCCUAACCGCGGCCUCGAUCCUGGUCAUGGCCGAGGAAUUUCAGCAAUUUCCAGGAUCCUUGCAGAAAAUCUCCUCGACUUUGGUCCACAACAAAAACACCAGGACCGCCUUCAUUUGCAGCAUCAUCAUCGUGAUGGCGCUCAGCACUUCGGUGAGUUUGUUCCAGAGUUAUCCCAUUGGCUCCUCGGGAUUAACAUCAUCAAGUGUCUUAACGAGAAACUUCAAUAGUACCGUCUCUGAUAAAUUAGCUAACAAUACGCCACUGCUUCUGAAGAAAAACCCCUUAUAUGUGACAGAUAUUGAGGUGAAAACCUUGGAGCAAGAGUUGACCCUUAACCUGACCCUUAAUGCUAAAUUGAACACUGGAAUAACAUUGAAGAAUAUGAACUGUAGCGGAGAGUGUUUGCGAAAGUUGGUUCGGGGGUUGCAAGGGUUGUUCGCCAACGAGAGCACCUCCAUGAUCCAGAUCGGAAGCCUCAAAAAUGAUACAGUCCUAAAGUUUAGUGAUGAAGGAAGAAACAUGACGCAACUACUGCUAGGAAGACGGAGAAAACGAGCAGUGGGUCUACAAAAGUUGAGCAGAAUAAAAAGAGACGUCGCCAAUUCAACUGCGGACAGUUGCGAAACAGCUUACUGUACACACCCAGAGUAUAUAGUGUUCACGUGGGUCCUAUGUAUGAUCGCACUCGCCACAGCUCUGAAGCUUUACUAUCUAAUUAAGCUACUGUUGACGUUACUGAUGGUGGGAGUUUAUACGAUUUUGAUUUUGGUGCCGUAUAAGCCUAUUUUCGAUUCGCUCGCUUCAACGUCCAAUGGAGUGACCACGCCUCUUUCGGCCCAAAUGCUUAUACUGUUGGUAGUGUUUUUCCUGAUGGUGGCGUACCACGCACGCUUGGUGGAGGUCACCUCACGUCUGGACUUCUUGUGGAAACAACAGGCGGAACGGGAACUCGCCGACAUGGAGGAGACCAGGCAGAACAACAUGCAACUGUUGACGAACAUUUUGCCCGAUCACGUUGCCCAGCACUAUUUGUCCAGCGAUAGAAACAGUGAUGAGCUAUUCUCCCAGUAUCGGGAGGAGGUGGGGGUACUGUUUGCCACCAUUCCCAACUUUACAGACUUCUAUUCGGAGAAGAUCAAUAAGGGAGUGGAGUGCAUCAGGCUGCUUAACGAGAUCAUUGCUGACUUUGAUGAGCUGCUGGACGAGGAAAGGUUCAGCUCCAUUGAGAAAAUUAAGACAGUCAGCGCUACUGCAACAUACAUGGCUGCCUCGGGUCUUAACCCAACCCACAAGGAUUCGGACAAGAACACCGAUAGCGUGGAGCACCUGUGCGCCCUAGUGGAUUACGCAAUGUCAAUGAAGGAGAAACUCGAGGAGAUCAACAAGGACUCGUUCAACAAUUUCGGCUUGAGGGUCGGGGUGUCUUGUGGGCCCCUCGUGUGCGGGGUGAUCGGGGCCAGGAAGCCCGUGUUUGAUAUUUGGGGCGAUACGGUCAAUCUCGCUUCCAGGAUGGAUUCCACUGGAUUGAUUGGAUAUAUUCAGGUGCCUAAGGAAACUGCACAAAUGCUGGGCGUAAGAGGUUACGAGCUAAAAAAACGUGGCAUAGUGGACGUAAAAGGAAAAGGCCUUAUGGAAACGUUCUUCGUGAUGGGACGACAGCUAUCCAGACCGCCCAGCUUCCAAAGGCAACCGAGCAACUACAGCACCUUGGCAGCGGUGGUAUACGCCCUUGCACAGACCCGAAAGAAACAUACUGGAAAUACUCCAGGCAGUGCGGUCCUAGGUAGAGCAAGAACCCAAGGCAAAACCGACAUUUCCAGGAAAAUCAUCAACUACAGCUCGAUGAGGAUCACGAAUAAGACCUCGGGCGGUCCAGUGAGACGGAACACCACCAGGGGAAACCCCAAGAAUAUGCACGCUAGGUCCCAGCCCAAUAUGCGCCAAAUAGGCUCGCACAACUUCGACAACUUACGAUCAAUGAAAUCGAUGGAUAGAGACGUGACCUCGACGACGAUUAGUCGUAUGGCAGUGUCUCAAUCUGCACCGCAUACUCCAGUGUCUGCCAACAAUCAUUCUGAGAACGUUCCAUUCAAAUCCGUGCCAAGACUACUCUCCGAACCAAUAGUUAAUAGGUCAAGAAGUUCACCGAAUUCGAACCAAAAAUCAAAAUAUCAACGAGAAACCUUAAAUAAUAAGAGCGCCCCGGACACUUCAGCUGCAGAAGCUUCGGAUAGCUUCAAGGUGAGAACAUCCGAAGCUAUUGUCCCGGUACACUCUCCGAAACACUUAUUAAAGAGAGACACAAAGUUUUCAUUGAGGAGCCCGUUGAGUAAGAGGGUUCAAAUCGACGGGAGCAAGAGAGAUAAGCUGAAUAAAGUGCAUUCUUUAGACGGUACGCACGUUUAGGGUCCUAACUUUAUUAUAUAAUAUAUUUUAUACCUUUACUUGUGCAUUUUGGUGUUUUAUAUUAUAUUUGUAUCUAUGUGUCUAAGUUAUGGUAAUUGAUUCUUUCAUUGUAUGAGUUUUAACUAAGCAGUAGUAUAAAGCGACCAAAAAAAUCAGUAUUAGGUUAUCUGAAUCGAUCAUUUACAAAUGUGUGUACAGAAUAAAAUACUUUUCUUCCUCUGUAA